AUAUCGAACUGUUAUGAAACUAUAAUAAAUAGCAUACUAUUACACCAAAUACUGGCGAAUGUAUUUGAAACGGGUCAUUUAUCAAACGGUUCAAAAAGCAUGGUUUACAGUACACGUACACUGAGAUUGUUUAAGGAUAGUUCAAAUAUCCACAUUGUUUGAAAGCAUUCUACAUACAUAUUUAUUUAACAGAUUCGUUAUACUAUAUAUAGUUAACGUAUAUUGGAUUAUAUUGAAAGAAAGUCUGUGAAAACGGAAUAAUUUUAGCAAUCGAUUGUCAUUCCUACACGGAAUAAUUCUUGGCAGAAUAGAUAGAAAUAAAUGUUUGACGUCAUUUUAGGUGUGAGGGAAAACUACGCGUAUUGGUAGACAAUGGGGAAAGGUGAGCACGAAGAAUCAAAUGGUUAUUCCAGCGUGUAUAUUGUUGGUGAUAUUGAUCACGGCAACAGGUUUGUAAACACGGACUUACCACAUAAUAAAGUGAGACCUGAGCGAAUGGACGCACGAGAUACCAGUGCAGAUGAGGAGCCAAUGAGCGCCGACCAUGCGCAGGCGUUGCAGAGGUUGAAGGAUAGGAGGGAGAGAGAGCCUUUAUUCUACUGUAAGAUUGUUACAAGAUGGCCGCUACAAUCUUUCUUGGUGACAUUAGGGGGCCAUAUCUUGAUGAUUCUGAUAUCAAUUAUACUAGUGGGUUCUGGGUAUGACCUACUUCCGGUAGACUUUGAAAAUCUACCGCUUGAGAUCAACGAUCAGCCGUGGAGACCAAGGGAUCUUGCCUGGACAUACAGAAAUGAAUUUGACACAUAUUAUGACCGGACACCGAUAACUGGAUACCGUGUUAAAUCAUACAUUCGGGCUAAUUUUGACCUUUACUACGAUGCUGACAACGGAAAUAUUUUCACUAAAGAACGAUUACAGAAAAUACAAAACGUGGAAGAUUCACUCACCUCAGUAAGCGAAUACCAGAACAAAUACUGUCAGCUUAAUUCAAGUCUUACCGGAUGUCAGAAGCCAAUUUCUGUAAUACGGUAUUUUGACGGAACAUUUUCCAGCGUUAACGCGGUGUUUGAUGAUCCAAAUUUCGACAAUAUAGUGGCGGUUUUAUACGAAGCAUAUACAAACAAUGCAACCAGAGCAAACUUCCUGUUUUUUCUCGGAAAAUCUCAUGAGAUCACAUCAACAAAAGCUUAUUCUUCAAUUACUAGAUCGAUUGUACCUAUGGGCUAUCCCCUUCAGGGUUACGCAGACGACGAAGAUUAUGAAAAAUUGAUGAGGUCAUUUUCUGUCAAACAUAUGAAACCAACUCUCGUGUAUGUUCGCGAGAACUAUGACGAGUUUGAUUUUAGUUACAGAUCCGACAUGAUUUGGUUGGAAGACGUCUUUGACCAGGCAAUGAAAGAUGUAUUCUGUGCAUUUGGAAGCAUAUGCUUCAUAUUUUGUUUAAUACUGAUCCAUACCCGAUCUCUCUGGAUCACAGGCUUUGCGAUCUUUAGCAUUUUGUCGUGUUUUGUAAUAACGAAUCUCAUUUAUAGAAUUGUCCUCGACUUUCACUACAUUGGAUUUUUUCACGUGCUGACUUUGUUCAUUGUACUGGGGAUUGGAGCAGACGAUAUUUUCGUAUUUUAUGACGUUUGGAGAAAUACAGCAUAUGAAGCAUACCCAAGUCUUGCCCACAGAUUGUCCGACUCUUAUAGAAAGUCAGUAUUCAGCAUGUUAUUUACGUCUAUUACAACGUCAGUUGCGUUCUUUGCGAGUGCUAUAUCACCACUUCUAGCCACGAGAUCGUUUGGUGUAUUUUCUGGCCUCGUAAUCAUGGUCAACUACCUUUCCGUAAUCUUGUACUUUCCAACAGUUGUGAUAAUGUAUCACACAAAGUUUGAGAAGUUUAAAUGGCCAUGUUUUGUGUUUUGCAAGAGAUUAUAUCGUGAAAAUUGCACAUGCUGCACAACGGAAAGUAACGAUUCAUAUUCGAACAAAAGACGGAAAGAUACCGUUUUGAAUUCAAAAUUUAGUGACAAAAAUGGUACUGUUUUAAAUAGUAAAACAUCCAAUGGCAUUCAGUCAAGUGAAAGCCCUAGUAUCGCUAAUGGAAAUGUACAAGUUAGCAUUAAAGAAAAUAGAAACUCGUUUACUACGCAGAUCAGCAUUAAUAAUACCGAAAGUUUUGAAAAGGCCGAGAAUGGCUUUGUGAAUAACGCUUUUGAAGUUGACGAGUCUAAAAAUGUUCCUAUCACGAAUAAAGAUGCAACUGACAAAACAGAUGGUGAUGAAAGAAAAACUGUUCCAAAAAAGCGGAAAGAAAAAUCCAUCAUGGUACGUUUCUUCAGGGAUAAAUAUUCAAAGUUUGUGACACACAAGAUUAUGAGAUUUGGUAUCCUCGCUGUCAUGGCAACCGUUCUUAUCUUUUUCACGGUGCAGGCCUCAAGAUUGGAACCAGAUGACGAAGGGUUGAAAGUUCUCAAGGACAGCCAUGUAUACAGCCAAGCAGAAAAGCAUGCAUCAAGCUCUUUUGUACUCAGUAACGCCGACAGAACUUUGAUUUUAUACAUUGUUUGGGGCAUGCACCCGAACGACAUGAGUGACUGCCAUUUUUCAACGCCAAAGUGCCGGGGGAAAAAGGAUUGGGACUCUACAUUCGAUCCAAGUACACCGGAGGCACAAACAGCCGUACAGAAUAUGUGCAACACUAUGUUCAACUGGACCCCUGACCAAGCCAGGCAGUAUCGUGUUCGGUCAGACACUAUUACAGGAGACUAUCAGAUCAACUGUUACAUUCAGAACCUGGAUACAUUCUUAAAGGAGGAGACAGCGAGUACUGGGACAGACUGGGACCUCACAUACGACUAUACGAAGACACUGGCCUUCAUGAAUGCGAGAACUACUUAUUACGACACUUCCGGUUUUACAUCGGACUACGAUCAUCACCUCGAGGUUCCAAUUUCGUAUUGGUUAUCAAACAAAUACAGUUAUAAUUACACUGAAGAUUUCUACCUUUUUGAUGAACUGAUUGGUGAAUCGACGGGAGAUUUCUCAACCGCUCUAAAAACAGACUCAUCGCGAAAGUAUGGAAACGAUCUAAGAUACAUUGCAAUACAAAUUAACACGACGAUAAAACUGCCACUUGGUUAUGCAGAGGGACUACCAAUAAUGAACCGAUGGGAAGAUUUCGUUAAUAACGAGAUGACCAAAAUGCCAAACGGCAUGAAGAAUGGUUUCCAGACAACCAGGAUGAUUUGGCACUGGCUCAUAGUAUCAGAGAUGCUUGCAAAGAACGCCGUUUAUGGUAUCAUUAUUGGUGUAUCGCUAGCGUUACCUAUACUUAUCAUAGCAACAAGGAACAUAAUCACUGGCUGCCUAGCAACGUUUACCAUGUGUUGCAGUACAGUUUGUGUAAUCGGAGUUAUUCCCCUUGGAGGAUGGAAACUAGGUGUAUUGGAGUCUCUAAAUAUGUGCAUGGUGGUAGGCCUCACAGUUGAUUACGUCGUCCAUCUUGCCGAAGGAUAUACACUGUCUCUUCAUAAAGACCGAUUUUCACGUGUACGUGAUAUGCUCGACGAAAUGGCAGUUUCUGUAUUCUUUGGCGCAAUCACGACGCUGGGUGCGUCUUGCUUUAUGUUUAUUGCACAGUUAUCGUUCUUUUUGCAGUUUGGAAUUUUUAUGUUUUCAACGAUAGGCUUUUCUUUGUUCUUUUCAAUGGGUAUGUUCGUGACAUUAAUGGGUAUGUUUGGCCCUCAAGGUGACACUGGAAAUCUUGUCGUUCUUUUUCAAAAGUUAAACAAGUGGUGCAAAAGCAAAAGAGGUGGAGAGUUACCUCCCUCAGAAAGUCGUGCGCAAUUAGCACCCGGAAAUAUGCCGUCACAGGGUAGUCAAGCCACUUUGGCAUCUGUUUACAUUCCUGCAAACAGCGCGUGAACAAAAUUUAUUCUGAACUAACGAAACAUGUGAAAGAAACGAAUCUUAUGGAAAUCAGCGCUGCAAUUAGAAAAGUGCUGUGUACUAUUCUGACGCUAGAAUAUGUAGAUGGAAGCGAGGCUCACGUGCAUGCAGGGUGAUAACUGUUGUUACAUAGUGAUAGUUGUUAUAAAUACGAAGUGUAAUAUUUUUUUUAUCGUUUUUUAUUUGUACAAUGUGCUGCCUUUUAGAAUUCAUGUUCAGCAUGUAACAGACUUUCAUGUCAUUUUAUCGCGCUUUGAGUAAGAUAUAUUUUACUCUACUGUUUAAUUGAAUGUUAAACUAUUUGUUUUAGGAAAGUUGAUACAAAUAGCUUUGCCUUUUUCUACAUCCUAGGCCAUGUAUAAUACUAAAAACUAAAUAGUAUAUCCUUAUAGUAAGCAUUUACUUGAUAAAUGAUGCAUUAAAUCGUUCAUUUACCCAUUCAUGUUAUCAUCGUUCUAAAGAAUUAAUGACUACGAAAAAUUCUUCUAGAUUUGCGACUUUCAGUAAUACAUAGACAAAACAAUUUGUGUAGAAGUGUUCAAGUGUUAACAUUUUUAAAGUUUUUUUGACCAAAUGUACGUUCAGUUUUUAAAAAAAAAAUCUAAUAUGGAAAGUCUUCGCGGUUUUUACACAUUAUUACAACAAAUGCCAUGGUUGUCUUAUGCUCUAUGAUUCUAUUCACACCAAGAAUCUCAUUUUUCUAUAUAAACCAGAUAUAUUUAAAUGUUUUAAAAGAAAGUUACGUAGUUGUUUUAACAUUAUUCUGUGUUUGGGUUUUAACAUUUUUAUUCGUUUCCAUUUAUCUGGUUUUAUUAUUCUUUUGUAUUUAUUCUAGACAUUGUUGUCAUUUUAGACAUGUGAGUUAUGACCACAUUUGCUAAACUGUUUCUACUGCUUAAUGCUUAAUUGCUUCGUAUACUUUGUCUUUUUUGUCUUUGUCAAUAUUAGUUAUUCAAAUACAAGCGUCCCUGUGCAUUACUAUUUAGCUAUUUGUCUACUGCUAUAGCUAUUUAAUUAAGCAGAAGUCAUUUUUUGCAGACGACUUGUUCAUCAGAAUAUUUUAGAAUGUAAUGCCUCUGUUUUAUUAACUAUGUUUUAGAACAUUGUAAACGUAUUAUCUCAAAAGGGAUUACCUUAGAAGACAUUUUUGCAAACGACUUGGUCAUCAGAAUAUUUUAGAAUGUAUUGCCUCUCUUUUAUCAACCAUAUAUAUUUAAUUACGUUUUAGAACAUUGUUAACCUAUUAUUCUCAAUAGGGAAAUGCAUUUUACUACGAAAAUCAGCAAACGAUAUAUCCAGUUAUUGAAAUGUCGUCUGCAAAAUAACAUUUUUUUUUCCUUUUAGAGAAUAUAUAUAUGCCUACAAAUCUUACUUGAUGCUUCAUAAACAAUGCAAAUUUAUAUUUAUAAUAUUGUUUUAUAUGUACAUAUUUGAAUGUGUUAUUGUUACUACUUGUUGAAUUUUAUGACAUUUUAUCAAAAAUCAAAUAAAUCCGGAAUUGAAUAUA
Molecule: messenger RNA, 5443 nt
Organism: Ruditapes philippinarum (Manila clam)
Lineage: Eukaryota; Metazoa; Mollusca; Bivalvia; Venerida; Veneridae
Exons: 10
Coding region: 373-3912 (1179 amino acids)
Cellular component (GO): membrane
Source: RefSeq, a predicted model, not a curated record